Tarenaya hassleriana is the source of this 815-nucleotide messenger RNA. RefSeq lists its product as uncharacterized. Bases 166 to 714 code for a protein of 182 amino acids. The record is from RefSeq and is a predicted model, not a curated record. NCBI's taxonomy places the organism in Eukaryota, Viridiplantae, Streptophyta, Magnoliopsida, Brassicales, Cleomaceae. The transcript has 2 exons.
UAGAUUGAUGAUGAUGAUGGUGGUGGUGGUAAAGCACUGAACAACAAUUAUUUCAAAAGUAAAUCAUACGUCCCUUUCUUCUCCCACCAUUCUCUCAUCAAAUCGAAGCCCAAAGCUCUCUCUCUCUCUCUCUCUCUCUCUCUCUCUCAGCAGAGCGUUAGGAAAAUGCAAGAUCCACGCGAUGAGCUGAUUCCCCCUCCAUCUUCCCCCACCAUCUCUUCCCUGUCUUCCUCCGAUCUCGAUACAGAGUCCACAGGAUCCUUCUUCCAUGACAGAAGCAUUACACUUGGAACACUCAUGGGCGUGAGUUUCACCGCCAUCGCCUUCCAGCGCCACGUCUCUCCCGCCGUUUCCGUCUCACGCGCCGCCACCCGCCGCCCCAACAAACGCCCCUCCUCUGCCGCCUCCGAACGCCACCGCGGCCGCAAGUGGUGGCGCCUAUGCAGAGACAACGACGACGACGACGGAGGCCGUCGUCCCUCGUCGCUCGGAGAGUUCCUCGAGGUGGAGAGGAGGUACGGAGAUGGUGUAUUCUACGGCGGUGCAGAGUCGCGCUGCCGGGAACCAUCGGCGGCGGCGAGGGGUGGACGGGAGCUAUUCGCCGAUGGCAGGGUUCUUCCUCCGGCGGUGGACACCGGAGAAGAGACGCCGGAGGCUUCGGGUAUCUGUAGAUUUUCGGUUUCACUGACCAGUAUCUGUAGCGGCGGCGGAUGAAUUCCCCGGCAGUUCAUUUCAUUUGAUAUUUUUGUUGUAAUAUAUUUCAAUAUUUAAUUUAACCAAUUAAUUUCAAAAUGGAGAUUAUAGCUUUUCCCUUU